AGGAAAAUUUUGAGAGAUAUUAGAGAGAGAAAUGACUGAAGAAAGUGCUGGGAACACACUUGCGACCACUAUUGCCCCUCUAAACUGGUGGUAUCUCCAGGCAAAUUCUCUUUCUUCCUGGAACGAUACUAAUAACGCAUGGAACAACCAACCAAACCCUAAUUCUUCCUCUUCUGGUGAGGAGGAUAUAUCUGUUUCCACAUCUUUCACUAAUGCUUCCAACCAUUCAAGCCUCACUGUUGAAUCCUCUCGUAGACUCGUUGAUCCACCUGCACCUUCCUCCAACGAGUUGAUGGGAGAACAUGCUUCAGAUAAUCAACUUUGGAGUCAUGUUCUAUCAGGUGUUGGAUCAAAUGGCGAGUUGCACAACAGCCAAGAAAUUGGAGAGAACUUUCUGGAUGCACUAUCAUCAAAAAACAUUACAAACACUAUGUUUCAACCAGCCUGUGACUACUUGAAGAAACUUGACACCAGUUGGGAAUAUAGUGGUUCAGCUUCAUUCAAUAGCUUUGAGAAGAAUUUAAAUGGGUUUAGCGAGGCGAUGAUUGAGAAUAAUGAAAGGUUGACCAAGUUAUCUAAUCUUGUAAGCACUUGGUCUAUUGCCCCACCAGACCCAGAAGUUAGUGGCCACUUUGAUCCACAAACAAACAACAUGUCUAUGAGUUCUUCCAUGGAUCACUUCCCACAAUCUGAUCACUUCAAGCAGCCUUUUGGAGACUCCACAUCAUGUUCUCUUGGAGGAGCAAGUAGAAAUUCUGGAAUGCUUCCUUGCUAUGAUCAUGACAUGAAGGUCAAGCAAGAGUAUCAUGCAAGUGAAGUGCCAGGAGCAGUAUUUGGAAAAUCAUUAAAUACAAAUGGAUAUCAAAAUGGAUUUAAUAGUCCUUCAGUAGGAGAGAGUAGCAAAUUCUACCAUGGGUUGCCCAAUCUUUCUUCAUGCACAAGAAAUUUCUCAGAUGUCAUAUCCUUCAAUAGUCGACUAGGAAGGCCAGUUAUUGGAAUCCAUGCACAGAAGCCUAGAAUGAAGUACUUAAACUUAACUGAAUCAAAGAAGCAGGGUCUUCAGACACCGUCACAGAUAAGAACUAUUAAUGGAAGAGGAGAGGGGACAACACGUGAAGUAAAGAAGAAAAGAUCUGAAGAAUCUUCUGAAGCCAUCUUGAAAAAGCCUAAGCAAGAUGCAUCAACAGCUUCUUCAAAGGUGCAGGCCCCCAAAGUCAAGCUAGGGGACAAGAUCACAGCCCUUCAACAAAUUGUGUCUCCAUUUGGAAAGACGGAUACAGCAUCUGUGCUGUUUGAAGCAAUAGGAUACAUAAAGUUUCUUCAAGAACAAGUCCAGCUACUGAGCAACCCUUACUUGAAGACUAAUGCUCACAAGGAACCAUGGGGAAGCUUGGAUAGAAAAGACAAGGAGGACACAAAGCUAGACCUUCGGAGUAGAGGUCUUUGUUUGGUUCCUACUUCAUGUACUCCUCUAGUUUACAGAGAGAGCAGUGGACCAGAUUACUGGACACCAGCGUAUAGAGGAUGUUUGUAUAGGUGA
Molecule: messenger RNA, 1540 nt
Organism: Abrus precatorius (Indian licorice)
Lineage: Eukaryota; Viridiplantae; Streptophyta; Magnoliopsida; Fabales; Fabaceae
Product: transcription factor bHLH111
Exons: 7
Coding region: 32-1540 (502 amino acids)
Biological process (GO): regulation of transcription by RNA polymerase II
Cellular component (GO): nucleus
Molecular function (GO): DNA-binding transcription factor activity, RNA polymerase II-specific; protein dimerization activity; RNA polymerase II cis-regulatory region sequence-specific DNA binding
Source: RefSeq, a predicted model, not a curated record